AUGAUUUUAGCGGGUAGUGCAGCGAUACACACUCGAUUGCAUGCGUAUACCCCUCCCGCAACUGCUGCAACCAGCUCACGAUAUGUUACUGUCGGAUUUGUGGACUCAGUCUUGGGACCCAUAUUAGUGUUAGCGUUGGCUUUGCUCACAUCAACUUUCGUGAUGUUUCUGGUCGAGGAACGAGUGAGCAAAUUUGCCCAUCAGCAAACUUUGACGGGUAUCUCGCCUGUCACAUUUUGGGUGGCUUCAUUUGUCUACGAUUUCCUGCUGUAUGCUUUUGCCUGUUCUUGUUUCCUAGCAGUAUUCCUUUUUUCUGGAUGGAUGCAAGGUUAUCUUCAGUUCAUCAUUCUCCUUUUCGCUCUCUACUUCUGGGCUUGUGUUCCAUUCGUCUACACAGUAUCCUUCAUAUUUUCAUCACCAUCAAAAGCAAACGUUCUGUUGAUUAUCUGGCAACUAGUCGCAGCUUUCGCAGCUAUGCUGGUUCUCUUCUUGCUGAGUUUCCAAGAAACCAUAGAUCGAUCUCUGCUUGAAAUUAUCAGAUCGAUACUGCUUUGCUUUCUUCCUUCUUUUGCUAUUGGAAACGCUGUGAUGACCGUCGGACAGUCUUCAUCAGAAAAACUUCCGUCGCAUCUUUUAUGGGAGUGGAAUAUGUUAGGUCAGCAUAUCUAUCGUUCUCAUCGUUUUCAGCCCUUUUCCGGAACUCCUGGAAAUAUUCUUUUCCAGGCAAAAACUUGA
Molecule: messenger RNA, 735 nt
Organism: Cylicostephanus goldi
Lineage: Eukaryota; Metazoa; Nematoda; Chromadorea; Rhabditida; Strongylidae
Source: the annotation of a GenBank genome assembly